GUCCGUGCGUGCGGCGAUGCCCAAGUCCUGCCGGGCCCCGCACUGCUCCAACGCGGCGGGACAGGCCCGGCCGCCCGCCCGGCGCCUCAGCUUCUACAAGUUCCCGCUGCGGGACGCGGCGCGGCUGCGGCAAUGGCUGGCGCAGAUGCGGCGGGAGAACUGGGUGCCCACGCGGCACCAGCACCUCUGCAGCGACCACUUCGAGCCCUCCUGCUUCCAGUACCGCUGGGGGGUCCGCUACCUGCGCCCCGACGCCGUCCCCACCAUCUUCCCCCUCGGCCCCACGAAACAGGAAAAUCCCAGCACCCAGCCUGAGCAGCCCCUCCCGGCGAGCGUCCCUGAGCCGGUGACACCGGGGGGGCCACCCGUCCCCAAAACCCCCGAGGUCCCCGCGCCGGAUCCCACCGCGCUGCCAGCGCCGCCCCCCUCCCCCGCGGUGACCGUCCUCUCCUCCGCCCUGCGGCCGCCCGUCGUCUCCACCGUCCCCAUCGUGUCGCGGGGGGCCGCGGGGACGCCCCCUCCUCCUCCGGGGGAGCUGAGCACCGAGGAGCUCGUGGCGGUGGCGCUGGUGCUGCAGAGGAAGGUGAAGGUGCUGCAGCAGCGGCAGAGGAGGCACCGGGCCCGGCUGGAGGCCAUGGAGGAGCUGGUGGAGCAGCUGCGCCGAGAGAGCCUGCUCUCCGAGGAGAGGUUCCACCUGGCCUGCCUGGAAGAUCCAGACCUGGUGACACCACAUCCCCCCGGCACCGUCACCAUCAUCUGCCGGGAGGAAGAGGAGGAGGAGGAGGAAGGAGCAGCGUUGGUCUACGCCGUGGGGACAGAGGGUGACCUCGGCCUGGAGCAGCCGUGACGUGGUGGCACCGGGACAAGAUGGUGACCUCAGCCUGGAGCAGCCAUGACGUGGUGGCACUGGGUGGUGGCACCAGGACAGACAGUGACCUUGGUGAUGUGGUGGCACUGGGUGGUGGCACCAGGACAGAUGGUGACCUUGGUGAUGUGGUGGCACCAGGACAGACGGUGACCUCGGCCUGGAGCAGCCGUGCCGUGGUGGCACCGGGUGGUGGCAUCACCAGGAACCUGCUGGGACACUGGAAGGGGGGGGGGGUUACCCCUCCUUGAGGACACUCUGGUGUCACCCAGAUGCCACCCCAGGGGGAGGGGACACUUUAUUUUUCUAUUUUAAGGU
Molecule: messenger RNA, 1183 nt
Organism: Calidris pugnax (ruff)
Lineage: Eukaryota; Metazoa; Chordata; Aves; Charadriiformes; Scolopacidae
Gene: THAP8
Product: THAP domain containing 8
Exons: 4
Coding region: 17-847 (276 amino acids)
Source: RefSeq, a predicted model, not a curated record